Messenger RNA from Vombatus ursinus (common wombat), 936 nucleotides. RefSeq names its product olfactory receptor 2D2-like. The transcript has a single exon. Gene Ontology annotation, biological process: G protein-coupled receptor signaling pathway. Lineage: Eukaryota; Metazoa; Chordata; Mammalia; Diprotodontia; Vombatidae. Bases 1 to 936 code for a protein of 311 amino acids. The record is from RefSeq and is a predicted model, not a curated record. Gene Ontology annotation, cellular component: membrane. Gene Ontology annotation, molecular function: G protein-coupled receptor activity; olfactory receptor activity.
AUGAACCAGACCAACCAGACCUGGGUGACAGAAUUCUUCCUCUUGGGACUUUCUGAUGACCCUCCGACUCGGCUGCUACUCUUUGUGUUGUUCCUGGCAGUCUACUUGGGCACCAUACUUGGAAACCUGCUUCUCACAUCCCUGAUUCUGCUUGACUCACAGCUCCAUACACCUAUGUAUUUUUUCCUCUGUAACUUAUCUUUUUCUGACCUCUGCUUCUCAACUACCACUGUUCCCCAAACCCUAAUCCACAUGUUAUCUAGCAAGAAAUUCAUUUCUUUCAUAGGCUGUGCAGCUCAACUUUUUCUCUUCCUGUUCUUUGGAUGUACAGAGUGUGCCUUAUUAGCUGUGAUGUCUUAUGACCGGUACUUGGCAAUCUGUGAUCCCAUGCACUAUCCCCUCAUCAUGACAUGGAGAAUGUGUAUUUUCAUGGCCUUAGGGUGCUGGUGCAGUGGCUUUGUUGUAUCCUUGGUGGACAAUACAUUUGUACUAACCCUCCCUUACCAGGGAAACAAAAAAAUUUCUCAUUACUUCUGUGAGGCCCCAGCUCUUCUGGUUGUGGCAUCUGCAGACACUCACAGAACAGAGAUGGUCAUUUUCCUUGUGGGUGUGGUGAUUAUAGUUACACCAAUGCUUCUGAUCCUGAUCUCAUAUAUAUUUAUCAUAGUGUCUGUGGUCAAAAUGAAGACAGUCUCUGGGAGACUGAAAGCCUUCUCCACCUGUAGCUCCCAUCUCAUUGUGGUCAUCCUUUUCUAUGAAUCAGCAAUCAUCAGCUACAUGACACCUAAGUCUUCACAGGAACUAGGGAAGAUGGUAUCUGUAUUCUAUGCUGUGAUAAACCCUAUGCUUAAUCCCCUUAUAUAUAGCUUGAGGAACAAAGAUGUGAAGAGGGCAUUCUGGAAUGCAGCCCACAGGAGACCAUUGUGCAGAACCUGA